UUCAGCUCUACCUCAAAAGAAAUAUCAUCAAAUACCUUUGCUUUCAUAUAUUCUGAUGCCAUUUACAAUUAUUUUAACACCCUUGGCUAAUGCACAACCAGAUACUAUUGAUAAGAUAUCAAGAAUUGCAUUUCCAACAAUGUUCGCCUUAUUUAAUUUAAGUUUUUCUUUAUUUUUUUGA
Messenger RNA from Meloidogyne enterolobii, 181 nucleotides. NCBI's taxonomy places the organism in Eukaryota, Metazoa, Nematoda, Chromadorea, Rhabditida, Meloidogynidae. The record is from the annotation of a GenBank genome assembly.